AUGACUCUGAGUUCCAACAACCAUUUUGAGACCACCGAACCCCAGGAUCAAAUUUCACUGGAGAUUGAUCAAUCGGAUAUUCACCUGGACUGUGGAGGGCGUGUUGGGGAGCUACCAGACUGGUAUAUGUACACUCCAAGCCAUGACAUCACCAUUUCUACAGACAGGGUUCUUGAAGCACUAGGAUCACUUGGCUUUGUUGAUUCCGUCCAGCUCAACCAAUCCAAAACACGAACAAAGAGAGAUUUAUAA
Phycomyces blakesleeanus NRRL 1555(-) is the source of this 252-nucleotide messenger RNA. RefSeq lists its product as hypothetical. The record is from RefSeq and is a predicted model, not a curated record. The coding region runs from base 1 to 252 and encodes 83 amino acids. The transcript is spliced from 2 exons. NCBI's taxonomy places the organism in Eukaryota, Fungi, Mucoromycota, Mucoromycetes, Mucorales, Phycomycetaceae.